This is a messenger RNA of Schistocerca piceifrons (Central American locust), 1122 nucleotides long. Its product is annotated as CARD- and ANK-domain containing inflammasome adapter protein-like. Gene Ontology annotation, molecular function: protein binding. Lineage: Eukaryota; Metazoa; Arthropoda; Insecta; Orthoptera; Acrididae. Gene Ontology annotation, cellular component: cytoplasm; nucleus. The transcript has a single exon. The coding region runs from base 1 to 1122 and encodes 373 amino acids. The record is from RefSeq and is a predicted model, not a curated record.
AUGAAAGUGACCGAGAAGGACCUGACGGUGGAAGAGGUACUGCAGUGGACGCCAUUGCAGUUUGCUGAGGAAACGAACGCCUGGUAUUGGGUGGAUUUGUUGCUGCAGGCUGGUGUACCGCAACAGGAUCUGACAAUUACGAAGACGAAACUCCGCAACCAAGAAAGUGCCGCCCAAAUUAUGAGGGCAGCUUGCGAGUUGGGGUACGUGUCGCUGCUGAACUUCGCGCUGUCUGUGGAUCCGUCGCUGGUGGAGGCGAUGCUGGACUCGUACGGCUCGACGGCGCUGCACGUGGCGGCCUCGAAUCGGCGCAACGCGGCCGUUAGGAUCCUCCUGGGCGCCGGGGCCGACGUGGAGGCCACCGACCUGCGGGGGCGGACGGCGCUGCACGCUGCUGCCGAGAACGACGCCAUCGCGUCCAUCCACGUGCUGCUCGAGCACGGCGCCAACGUCUGCGCCAAGGACUGCGACGGCAAGACGGCCACCCUCCUGGCCCAGGAGUGCGGCCACACUGCCGCGGCCAACACCCUUGACCUGAGCGGCUGCAUGCAGUGGUCCAUGCGCAAGCUCAUCAUCGCGGCCGAGGCGGGCAACGUGGAAGCCGUCCGCCAGAUGCUGCCGUCCGUGAAGACGGUUGUGAAGCCGGGCGAGUGGCCACACCUGCACUGGGCGACGCUCAACGGCAGCGCGACGGUGGUGCGCACUCUGCUGGCCGCGGGCCUCGACCCCAACGGCAGCGACCGGCACGGCAACACCGCGCUGCACGUGGCGGCGGCGCGCGGCCGGCCCGCCACCACCGCGGCGCUCGUCGACGCCGGCGCCGACCUGGAAGCGGCCGACUCGAGCGGCUCGACGGCGCUGCACUACGCGGUGCGCACCGACAACGUGCCGGUGGCGCGUCUGCUGUUGGCGGCGGGGGCCGCGCCGGACCCGCGCGACGACCAGGGCCAGACGCCGCUGCACCGCGCCGUCGCCAGGGGCUCCGCCGCCGCCGUCGCGGCGCUGCUGCGCGCCGGCGCCAGCCCCGACGUCGCCGACGCCGCCGGCCGGACGCCCGCCGACCUCGCGCGCCAGCUCGGCUACAAGGACGUCCUCAGGUGCCUGCGGCUCGCACCGCACUGA